Lagopus muta (rock ptarmigan) is the source of this 1250-nucleotide messenger RNA. Its product is annotated as WD repeat-containing protein 27-like. The record is from RefSeq and is a predicted model, not a curated record. Gene Ontology annotation, molecular function: protein binding. NCBI's taxonomy places the organism in Eukaryota, Metazoa, Chordata, Aves, Galliformes, Phasianidae.
AUGAGCUCUCUCUCCCCGCCCGUUGCUCGGCGGCUGGGCGGCUUCGUCCCGAUCCCGCGCAUCCAGGUUGCCGGAGUGCCUCGUCCAGGUGGCGUGCGGACACCAGCACUGCGCCUUCCUGCUGAAUCACAACGAACAGUGCGUCUGGAAUACAGCUGGCAGCCCUGCUGCACAGGGUUAACACCUCAAGGAAUUAUCAUUGGAACUCUUCUGAGAUUGGUUCUUCAUGUAAGAUUUAGUCCAGAUGAUCAACAGGUGGCAGUAUGUGCUGAAAAUCGAAUCUACGUGUUAAGUGCAAAGAAUGAAGCUAUACUAGUUAAAUUGAAUGGCCACCUGGCUCCAGUGACUGCUGCUGAGUUUUGCACGUGGGAGAAAAAUAUGCUUAUAUCGGUGUCUGAAGACAGAAGCUUCAAGGUAUGGGACUAUUCUACUGGAGUGUUAAUGUCAGGGAUAUUAACAGCAUUUCCUUUGCUAAGUCUACUAAUUGACGAAGAAAAGAGACAGAUCAUCAUUGGAUGUGCUGUAGGACAGCUUUGGAUCUUCAGUUUAAGCAGUGAUCAUAGUUACCGUUGUGUGGCACAUACUGUUAAAGAGCAAGAGAAAUUCUAUAAUAAAAUCUGGAAAUCUGAAGAAGAAUUAGGUGAAAGGCAAAAUGCUUCUGAGCUUUGCAAAACAAACAGCAUGAAACCAGAGGGGUCAGUGGAAGCAUCAUUGCCUGUUCUCCUAAUUGAACACUGUGACUAUUCAGUAUGUUUCCACAAUGAAGAAAAUAUAUGCUGUGCCCAGAAUAGAAGCUGUUUUUGGAUAGAAACCUCUACUGACUUAUUAUUAAUAAAUUUAGCAAACUUGGAACUGGAAGCGUUUUUAUGUUACAAAGGAAUCAUUAGAAAAUGUCUCGCUACAAUCUAACAUGAUUGCUUUUCUUUGUUGGCUGAUAUAAAUAGUAAAAGAAUUAGUUAAUACAGCAAAAAUGUUUUUUAAUAUUUUAAUUUAGCAAUUAAUUUUACUGUGCUUUUCUGUCACUGAUGACUUGUAUCAGAACAUGUGUCAGCACUAGAUUUUUGUAGUGGUUACUAAUGAAUUCUUAUUCAAUUUAUCAAGCUAAUUACAAGGCAUGUUAUUCUACUCAUACUUCACGAUGUGGCUGUAAGCUAGAAGGAUAUAUACUGAAAAUCGUGGGUUAUGAUUAUGUCAAAACAGCAUGAGUAAAUUUUUCUCCCUUUUAAAUGUAAAUACAUCUCUUACCACUG